AUGCCUCCAUCUCCAUUGACAGCGACCCUGCUCCAAUCCACCAUCCUCAACGCCAUAUCCAACCUCCUGGCGCAAGCGAUAGACCAGCACAAACAAAACAAACCAUUUACUCUCAACAUCCCGGCUUUCUUAGCAUUCAUCAUUUACGGGGCUAUUGUCGUGCCGCCCAAUUUUUACUGGCAGCGCUACAUUGAAGUCCGGUUCCCGGGCUUUCCAAAUCUAAGAAACGUAUUCAAGAGCAAUACAGAGAAAGACAAGCCAGUGCUAGAUCUUGAAGAUUCCCUCCCACGCAAGGAAAAACCCCCUCGACGACAGACAUUCUCUUCUGGUCCAUCGUCGUCUCCCUCAGGGUCGGGAUGGCGCAAUUUCGCUAUGAAAUUCACUCUCGACCAGACGGUAGCUGGCGUGGUGAAUAUCGUUCUAUUUAUCGUUCUGAUUAAUCUGCUUAAAGGAGAGGUUGGGAUUGGAGGUCUUUGGAAACUAGUCUGCGAUGACUUGCCCCCUAUUAUGAUCGCCCGCCUCAAGUUUCGGCCUCUGGUCUCGGGAUUGAUGUAUACUGUCAUUCCGGUAGACCGGCGAGUGGUGUUCGCGAGCGCGUGUGGUGUCAUUUGGGGAGUGUAUUUAAGUCUGUACGCGGCUGUUUAG
Molecule: messenger RNA, 645 nt
Organism: Aspergillus chevalieri
Lineage: Eukaryota; Fungi; Ascomycota; Eurotiomycetes; Eurotiales; Aspergillaceae
Exons: 3
Coding region: 1-645 (214 amino acids)
Cellular component (GO): membrane; cytoplasm
Source: RefSeq, a predicted model, not a curated record